This is a messenger RNA of Carya illinoinensis, 1162 nucleotides long. RefSeq names its product CASP-like protein 2D1. The record is from RefSeq and is a predicted model, not a curated record. Lineage: Eukaryota; Viridiplantae; Streptophyta; Magnoliopsida; Fagales; Juglandaceae. The transcript has 3 exons. The coding region runs from base 298 to 867 and encodes 189 amino acids.
GACCAUGUGGAAUCAAUCAUACGGGUCAGCCAGAUCAUUCCAAACCACCAAUGACCCAUCAUUCUAAUUAGACUGAAAAAGUAAACAGCACUCGCUAUUUCUCACUGUUCCCACUACAAAGGCCAUGAAUCUGUCACUCCCCGUUUAUUCUAGCGUUCCUCGUUCACACCAGAGAGAGGAUUAUAUUUAUCCCCACAAUCCAUAUCAGUUUAGGUAUAAUAUCCCAGGAUCUCUCCUUGCCUCAGUUCUUUGUAGUGUUAAAAACUUAAAAGGUGGUGGGGUUUUUUUUAUUCGAGAAUGAGAACAGAUCUUGAUGCCAAUACAACAAGCUCCAUUGACGACAUCCCAAAGCUCAAGUUCCUCGACUGUUCUCUUAGGGUCUGCGCGAUUCCUCUUAGUGCUGCAACCAUGUGGCUAACUGUGACAAACCAGCAGGAUAACAGCAGCUAUGGGAGACUGGAGUUCAGCAAUCUUAUGGGCCUCAAGUACAUGGUUUGCAUCAGUGCUAUUUGUGCUUGUUACGCUUUUGUUGCUGCUAUUUCCCUAUGGUGCAGAUGCUUGGUAGCAAAACCCUGGCUCUUCUUUGUCUCCGACCAGAUUGUAGCUUACUUAAUGGUCACGUCCGGGGCUGCAGUGUUGGAGAUACUCUACUUGGCAUACAAUGGUGACAGGGAAGUCACAUGGAGUGAAGCCUGUAGUUCCUACGGAAGGUUUUGCAGUAGAAUGAAGAUAGCCUUACUUCUCCAUGUUUUGGCUCUUUGCUGCUUCAUUGUUCUAGCUCUCAUCUCUGCUUUCAGGACUUUCAGCAUGUUUGAGCCUCCUUCCCUCCCUUCUCAAGAGCCGGUGGAACAAGAAAGAGCAGCCUAAUUAAACAUACUAGAGCUGGAAUUGAAACAGAUAAAGUUCUAUUUAUGCUUGUUAACACAACAAAAACACAUUGAUGUGAAAGUCUGCCACCUAAAACAUCCAACUAGUACAAAAAAUUAAUAAUAAUAAAGAGAAGUACUACAGUCACUCAGCAGUCAAUUUAUCACGGGCAGAGUUCUGUGUUAUCGUGAGUGUGUAUACACACACACAAGCGUGUUAGAAAAUCUGUAUAAGGUAAACUUAAUGCUUUUAAGUUUCAGAAAGUGCUCUCAAAUCUCAAUAAGUUUCGUGUUCA